AUGCUACUGGUGACGACAGUGGAUGUUUGCACUGUAGAAGAUCUUGAUGAGCUUGACGAUGAAGAUCUAGAGGUUGAAAAGCUUGAAGACGUGGAGGCAGUGGAUCGGAUUGUGGAAGAUGAAGUUAGGGAGGAGGAAGACGUGGAGGAGGAGAAGGACGUGGAUAAAGAUGACAAAGCAGAGAAACUUCGACUGCUUGAUAUCAACGAAACAGAAGAGUCACCACUGCUUGACGAAGAGGAGGCAGAGCUUGAUGAAUUUUUGGCCGUGGACUCAGAUGUAGACGACGUUGUUCGGACAAGGGAGCUUAAGUCCGAAGCAGUGGAUGACGAGAACGAGGAUAUUUGGGCUGGGGAAGAGAGACUUGAGCUUGAGUUCGGAGAUGCUUGGGCAAUGGAAAACAGACCUAAAGAAGAUGAAUUCGCGAAGGAAGCCACAGCCGUAGAUACCGCGCUGGAUGAUAGGUUGGACGGCAGGGUCGAUGACGGGCUUAGAGAAGAGCCCGAUGUGAAUGAAAUUGUACUAGCCGAACUUGCAAUAGACCUGCUGCUGUUAUUAGGCAUUCCGGACGAUGUCGCCCCUAACGAGGUUACCCCUGACGAGGGGGAGACGGUCGAGGACGCCCCAGAGGAGGAUGGUCCAGCAGCAGAGGGCGCGGAUGAUGACGGCCCAAAGACUGCCCAGCAGAAGACUGCCCAGCAGAAGAUGCUCCUGGAGCAGACGGUCCAGCAGACGACGGUCCAGCAGACGACGGCCCAGCAGACGACGGCCCAGCAGACGACGGCCCAGCAGAGGAAGGCCCAGCAGAGGAAGGCCCAGCAGAGGAAGGCCCAGGAGCAGAUGGCACCGACGAGGACAACCUAG
This is a messenger RNA of Diaporthe amygdali, 864 nucleotides long. RefSeq lists its product as uncharacterized. The coding region runs from base 1 to 864 and encodes 287 amino acids. The transcript is spliced from 5 exons. The record is from RefSeq and is a predicted model, not a curated record. NCBI's taxonomy places the organism in Eukaryota, Fungi, Ascomycota, Sordariomycetes, Diaporthales, Diaporthaceae.